AUGCGGGGAGCCCAGGAAACCCUGGGCUUCGACUCCCCGAGCUACAUGAAAGGCCUACAGGUGUUCAUCGCCGACAUCCGAAAUUGCCAGACCAAGGAGCAAGAGCAGCAGAGGGUCGAGAAGGAGCUUUCCAAGAUCCGCUUGAAGUUUGCCAAUCCCAAGUCGCUCUCUGGCUACGACAAGAAGAAGUACGUUUGGAAGCUGCUGUAUGCCUACAUGCUUGGCUACGAGAUUGACUUCGGACACUUUCAGGCAGUGGAGUUGUGCUCGGCUUCCAAAUUCAGUGAGAAAACUGCUGGGUACUUGGCCACUUCACUCCUCCUGGCCGACAACAACGACAUGGUGCGGAUGAUUGUGAACAGCGUCAAGACGGACAUGGCUUCGGGCAACGAGGUCUGGCAGAAGAAGCUUGCGACCAUGUUCCUCGAGAGGGAUAUUGGCUUGCUAACGUCUGCGAGCGGCUUCAUGCUCGGAAUCCUGGAGAUGGGCAAGUUCCCGGCGGCGACCUUGGACCCUCGGACCCUCGGUAUUACCGCGUACCUGCGCCAUGGCUGCAGGGAAGUAGGUUCCUGCGCCAUGGCUGCAGACCAAGCUGCUGCGGAUCCUGUGCUGCAAUUCUUUCCGGUGGUGAUGUUCGAUGCCGAGCUCCUGCAUCGGCUGAACGUGAUGCUGCAGACCAUCCUGGCCAAGCCAUCGUCGCAGCGAAGCCCUGCACCACCUCCAGGCGAGCCAAGACCUCAGCUCACCGAGGUGGAUGCCGAGCGCCAGAAUCGCUCCAACGCUGAGCACGCCAUCCUCUUCGAGGCGAUGAACCUCAUGAUCCACCUGGAGGACACCGCCGACCCAGAGACGAUGCGCACGGCCGCGGGCCUCCUGGGGAUCUUUCUAUCCUCGACGGACCCCAACAUCAGGUACUUGGGUUUGGAGACCAUGGCUCGGCUGGCCACCAAUCUCUCUACCCAUGAAUACCUCGACAGGUACAAGAAUCAGAUCCUCGAUAAGAUGCAUGAAACGGACAUUUCCAUACGAAGACAGGCUCUCAAUCUCCUGUAUGCUCUUUGCAGGCCUGAGAAUUGGCAGCAGAUCGUAGAUGAGCUUUUGGAAAUCUUGGGUGCAAGCGACACCCUUUUGCAGGAGGAGUUGGUGUUGAAGAUAGCCAUCCUGGCUGAGAAGAAUGCCCCCAACUUCGGCUGGUAUGUGGAUGUGGUCUUCAAGAUGCUGGAGAGCGCACCGGAUGCAGUUGCCGAUGACGUGUGGUAUCGAGUCGUGCAGGUUGUAACCGGCUUCGAAGAUGGCCUGGCAGAAUCAGAGAAGCAUGGCUUGCAAAGACACGCUGCUAGCAAGGCCUAUCAAAACCUCACAUCCCAGAGAGCUCCUCAUGACACUUUGCUCCGUCUUGGCGCGUAUCUCAUGGGAGAGUUUGGGCACCUGCUGCCGCAGAGCGUCAUGCCCCGAGCGAAGUUUGAGGCCCUGCACCGGCACUUCCAGAGAGGCUCCCAGCAGACGAAGGCCAUUGUCCUCUUGGCCUGCGUCAAGCUGCUGAACGCCAAUGAUGCGCUCAAGGGGGAUGUCGUGAGCUUCUUGAAGGAGAUCCAGGACGCGUGA
Messenger RNA from Effrenium voratum, 1605 nucleotides. Lineage: Eukaryota; Dinophyceae; Suessiales; Symbiodiniaceae. The record is from the annotation of a GenBank genome assembly.